Messenger RNA from Hansenula ciferrii, 5538 nucleotides. It is a transcript of the gene LAA1, whose product is annotated as AP-1 complex accessory protein LAA1. The transcript has a single exon. The record is from RefSeq and is a predicted model, not a curated record. Gene Ontology annotation, biological process: retrograde transport, endosome to Golgi; intracellular protein localization; endocytosis. The coding region runs from base 1 to 5538 and encodes 1845 amino acids. Gene Ontology annotation, cellular component: endocytic vesicle; Golgi apparatus; membrane. NCBI's taxonomy places the organism in Eukaryota, Fungi, Ascomycota, Saccharomycetes, Phaffomycetales, Wickerhamomycetaceae.
AUGGAUAUAUACAACAGUGAUUCAUUGAUACCUUUAAUCAACAAUGACAAUAUCAACACAUUAUUAUUAACAUAUCAUACUAAUUUAUAUCAAUAUUUAAGUAAUAAUCCAAUAUCAAAAGAUUCAAUUAAAUAUAUUGAUACUCAAUUCAAUAAACAAUUGGAAUACUUAACCAAUAAUCAAGACAAAUUAGCAUUACUAUCACAACAAAUUAUCAUAUCAAUAGCUAAAAAUUAUACCGCUAUAUUGAAAAUCUCAUCAAAUUCAUUAUUUGAUACAACAAAUAAAUUUAUUCAAUUAAUAACAGAUUCCAAAAAGAGUGAAUUCACUCCAUUGAAAAACUAUUCAUGUAUUAUACUAUCAUAUAUAUAUGAACAAUUUGGUCAUGACUUAGUUUCAUUCACUCCUUUAUUAAUUUCAAUCAUUUUGAAACAUUUAAAAAAACAAACUAAUGGUAAACAUCUAAUUAAUUUAUCAAAAUUAUUAUCAAAUAUCUUAAGGAAUGGUGGUGUUAUUGAUGAUUCAUUACAAUCGAAAUUCAACAAAUAUUUUAAAACAUUCAUCACUACACAAAACACAUCAAUUAUAUUGAUACAAAAUUUAUUUGAAUCUUGGUCAAUAAUAUCUAAUUUGAAAAAACAUGCGGAUUAUCAAACAUAUCAAUUAUCAAAUAAUCAAUUGUUAAUUACAGGAUUAUCAUCACAUAAAUCCAUUAGAAUUUCCACUGCAAAUGCAUUAGCUGAAUCCCUAACAUUAUCAACUUUUAAUAAGAAGCAAAUUUGGAGAAUUUUGGUUGAUUUAUAUAUUGAAGGUGAUCUCAAAGUUAAAAUUGGUAUAUUAGAAACAAUUAUUCAAUUUAAUAAUUUACAAACUGUCCAGGAUUUAGAAUAUUUCCGUAAUGAAUUUGAAGAGUUUUUUGGGGAAUUUCAUAUGAAGAUAUUAAAUCAUGAAAAAUCAUCAGAUUUAAAUCAUUUAAUUACAUUAUAUACACAUUUAUUUAAAUUUCAAAGUGAAUCAAUUAAAAAGCAAAUUUUGGAUAAACUAUUCACAAAAUUAUCACAAGAUGAUUUAUCAUCAUUAAAAUUAAUUUCAAUCUUACAAUUAAUUCAACUAUUAAUUAAUUCAAUUUCCAUCUUAACAACAUCAGAUUUAGAAAUUUAUCAAAUUUCCCUAUUAAAAUUAUCAUCAUCCCCCGAACUAGAAAUUAGAAUUAAUUCAAUUAAAAUUUUAAAAAUCAUGUCAAAAAAUUCACCAAAUUUAAUUAAUGAUUUAUUAUCAAAUUCUUUUAAUGAAUUAUCAAAUAAUUUAUCACAAACUUCAGAACAAAAAUUAAAUUUUAACAAGACUAAUGGCCUUGCUUUAAUAAUUUCUGAUUUAAUUCAAUUAUCAAAUAAAGAUUAUAUUUCAUUAGAAUUAAUUUUAAAAAUUUGGGAUUUUUUAGUAUUAAAUUUUAAUCAACAAAAAAAAGUUAAAGAUCAAAUUUAUUAUUAUAUUCAAGAAACUUGUUGGAUUAUAAUGAUUGGUAUUUUUAAUUAUAAGGAUUUAGAAUUUUUAAAUUCUAAAAAAUUGGAAUUCCUAGGUGUAUGGAAUCAAUUAACCACAUUGGAUCUUAAUGAUGAUACAAAUAUUGAAUUAGAAUAUUAUAAAUUAUCAGGUUUAUUAAAUUUUAUUAAAAAUUUCCAAAUUACUUCCAAUGAAGCUAUAAAUUUUGAAAUUUAUUUAAAUUCACAAUUGGAAUCAUUACAAAAAUUAAACAACAAAGAAUCAACCAAUUUAUUAAAUAAAAAAAUUUUGGAAUGUUAUUUAAUCUUAUUACCAAUUUUAAAAACAGAUUUAAAUAGUUUAUUAUUAAUUCAAUCAAUAAAAAAUUUCGCUCAACAAUCAACUUUAUUAACAACAAAAUUUAAAGGUUAUGAAAUUGAUGAAUUAUUAAUAAAGUUUAAUGAUCAAGAUAUAAAGACUACAUCAACAGACUAUUCAAUUGAUUUUAUAUCAAGACCAAAAAAUUCAAUUGAAUCAUCUCAUAUCAAAUCUUGGAUUUCAAAAACAACUUGGAUUGAUGAAUUAGAAUCAAUUUUAAUUAACCCUGUUGAAUCAUCAGUCCUAAAUGAUCCUUUAUCUCAAUUAAUAUCAUCAUAUUCUCAAACCCUAAAGUUCCCACCACAAUUAAAUUUAAGUAUAAUUGAUGUAUCAAUUGAAAUUUUUUCUUUAGGGUUCCCAAUGGUUUCUACCAAAAUUCAAUUAUCAUUAUUAGAAAAUUUAAGAUCAUUAUUCUUGACAAAGGGGGUUACAAAAGAGUGUAAACAAUCUAUAGGAAUGAAUUGUUCAAUUGCAUUACAUGGUGUUUUGAAUAUUUCACAUCAACAAGGUUUAAAAUUUUCUAAAGAAGUUGGAUUAUCCAUAUUAGAAAUUUUGACUAAAAUUUAUGAAGAAGAUUCAAAUUAUUAUUUAUUAAAUUUAAAUUCCAGGACUUUGGGGCUGGUUAUAUCAAAUUUUGAUAAAAUUGAUGAAUUUAUUAAAAUUUAUAUUAAUAAAAUCAUUAAUAAUUCUGAUUCAAAUUCAAGAUCAUUUAAUUCACAAAUUUUGGCACAGAUAUAUGAAAAUAAUCAAUCACAAUUUAAUGAAAUUUGGGAAAUUUUAAUUAAAUUAAUCCAAGAUCCUCAUCCUGUUGUUCAUUCAUGGUCAUUAGAUUCUUUAUCAUUAAUAAUUAAUAAAAAAACUUCAUUAGAAUUGAAUAAAAUUUCAAAAUUAAUUUUGGUAUUAGAAGAUAUUUUCAUUAGUGAUAAAUAUGGUUUAUAUAAUGAUUCAAUUUCAACAUCAAAUCUAAAUUCAGAUUUAGAUUCAAAUAAAGUUUUAUCACAAAUUUUGAGAAAAAUUAUAACAAAUUUAGGACCAAAUUUUAAAGAAUUAGAAUCAGAUAUUCAAAAAAAAUUAAUUAAUUUAAUUUUAAAUUUAGGAGAAAUUAAUGACCCUGUUAUUCAAUGUGAAUUAAUUAAAUUAUAUCAAGAAUUAAUCAUAUAUCAACCUGGUAUUAUAUCAAUCCAAUGGAUUUUAAAAAAAUUAGAAUUUAAUUUCCAAAAUAAUAUUUGGGAUUUUUUACAAAAUGGUGAAUUAUUUCCUGUUAAUUCAUCAUUUAAAAUCCUUGGUUGCUCAUUAGAUUUAUUAUAUCAAUUAAUUAAAACAAAUGAUGAUUUGACAAUAUUAAAUGAAUUAGAAUAUUUAAUUUGGAUUUUGUUAGAUAUUUAUCCUUAUUCUAUAUUAAUUAAUAAAUUAAUUUCAACAUGGAUAGAUUCUACUAUAAAUAUUGAAUGGUUUAAUAAAUUAAAUCAUUUAUUUAAUAUUUCUAAAAAAAAAUUAUAUCAAGAUUUCCAUUUAAAUUUUAAAAAAAUUAUUGAUAAAUAUAAAUCUACAAAAAAGGAAAUUGAAUUAAAUGAUGAAGAAUCUCAAUCAAUUGCACAAAAUACUCAAGUGGAAAUUUCAGAUGAUAAAGAUAAUGAAUCAACAAAUUGGGAAUUUAAAUCAAAAAUUUUAAAAAAUUUAACAAAAAUCUUGGAAAAAUCAACUAAAUCACCAAAAUUAUAUCAUCAAUUAUCAAUUAAAAUUUCAGAUUUAAUUAAAAUUUCUAUUCAAAGUUCAAAUUCCCCAUUAUUAAAUUUAAGAAUCUUAGGGAUUGAAUUAUUAGGUGAUAUUAUUCAUAUAUUUGCUCCUGCACCUGAUCCAAUAUAUCCAGAAAUGUCAUUAUUAGAACAACGUCAAGCACAAAUUACAUCUGCUUUAAUACCUGCAUUCCAAGAAGAUAGUAAUUCACUUGUGGCAAGUAGGGCAAUUAAGAUAAUUGCAGAAUUUAUUGGAUUAAAAAUUGUUAAGAUUAAUAGAUUAGGUAGAAUUUCAAGAAUUUUAAUUGAUUCAUUAAAAGAAUUAUAUGAAUUUGAUGAAUCUCAUGAUGAAGAUUUUAAAAUUAAUGAAGUUAUUAUUUCAAAUACUAGAGAUAUUAAAAAAAUUAAAUUAAGUAUAUUAAAUGCUUGGGCUGAAUUGAAAAUUUUAUCAUUUAAAAAUAAUGAUUUAGAAUUAAAUGAAUUAAUUGAUGAAUAUUUAGAUUCUUUAAUUCCUCUUUGGUGUUCCACUUUGAAAAAUUUUAUAAUUUUAAAAAAUGAUUAUAAUUUACAAAAUAUUCAUCAAGAUUUAGAACUUUUCCAAGGAAAUUGGAUUAAUUUAGUUAAUGUUAUUGGAGUAAUUAUUGAAAUUGAUGAAUUUAAAAUUGAUACGCUAUUUCAAAAAGAUUGUUUUGGAUUUUUUUAUAUGUUAUAUGCACAAAUUCUAAGUUCUUUAAUCCAAAAUGAUGAUUUAGGUGAUCAAACUGAGAAACUUAUUGCAUUAUCCAAGAUUUUAAAUUAUAAAAAACUUGUUGAAUUAAUUUUACAUGAUGAUAUUUUUGGUGAAAGUAUUGAAGUUUUUGAAAGAUUAAUAUUAACAGGUUCAUUAUCUGAACAAACCGAGGUAUUAAAUAUAACUUCAAAGAUUUUUUUAAAUUUUUUCAAUACUUAUUCAACAAAUCAUGAAUUAGAACAAUAUGUUGAUAAAUUAUUUGAAUUGGUAAGAGUUAAUAUUCAAGUGAUCUUAAGAUUAGUUCCAUAUUUACAACAUGACAAUAAAAGAAUUAUUCCUAAAAAGGAAGAAGAAGAAGGAUUAUCAAAUGAAGAAUUAGUUCUAUUGAAAAAGGCAUUUGAAUUGAUUAAUAAAAUGUUGGGUAAAUUCCCUGAUAUGAUUAAAAUUGAUUUAUAUUCAAGUUUAUUAAGUCUUUUAAUUUCAAUUUAUCAAGAAGGUGAAACAAAUAAAAUUUUAAAAAAUCAAAUCAUCCCAACAAUUUUACCAAUUUUGAAAACUUUAUUAAAAGAAUUAGUUGAAAUGAAUGAUAUAGUUACAAUUAAUAAUUUUUUUCAAACAAUUAAAAAAAUCUUAUUAAAAACUGAUGAAGUAACUGAAAAAAAUUUAUUAUUAACAAUUGGUGUUGUAUUAAAUACAUCAAAUGAAAUCUUGAAAUUAAAUAAUGAAGACAUUGAAAUAAUAACAAAUUUCUUAUCCCAGGGUUUAAUCAAUGAUUUAACAAUAACAAUUUCAACACAAUCAAUUAAAUCAAUAAUUUUAAAUAAAAAAGUUUUAAAUUCAAUAAUUUCGAAAAGCUUAUUACCAAAAAUGAUAAAUCAAAUCAUAGAUUCCAAAAUUAAAGAUCCUAGAGUAUCAAUAGAAUUAAUAAUUUUAGUUCUAAAACAAUCUAAUGAACAAAUCCCAAUAUAUACAAUUUUAUUACCAAUCUUGAUCUUCAUAAAUGAUAAAUCACCAGAAUAUAAUGGUUAUUUACACAAAAAAUUAAUUUCAUUAAUUCAAUUAAACCCACAAGUUUUCAAAACUGUUAUUAAUGAAAUUUUAUCAUCAGAUCAAAGAUUUAGAAUUGAAAAAUUAGUUAAAUUUGAAGGUGAAGUUGAAGAAGAAGAAUCUGUUAUUGAUCAUGGACAAAUUCAGUUAAAGACUUUUGAAUAA